AUGAAAGACACUGAUUUUCCUUUCUUUCACAAUCUUUUCCAUGGGAGUUCUUGGAAGCCAGAGGUAAUUGGGGGGGUUAACAAUGGCCUAAUAUUUCCCUUAGGUCCUUCUCCCUCACCAAAGGGUAAUAAUUUGUUCCAAAAUCCCUUCCUUAAUUUUGAUCAAAACCUUCCCCUUAGUGUGUCAAAUUUUGGUCAUUUCACCACUCAAGGAUCAUCACCUGGCCCUUUGCUUGGCCUUUCAAACACAAGCAAUAUUGAAUCCUUUCACGAGCCUUACACAAAUGAUGUUGGGGUGGUCUCAUCAAAGGAUUUGAAUAUUCCUAAUGUUUUUAACUCAUUGCCUCUUGCACCUCCAAGCCAUAAUGGGAUCUUGCAUGGUUUGCCAAGUACUAAGCCCUUUUGGGGCAAUAAUCAAAGCUCGAUUCAUCAAGCGGCCGGCCAGCCGCCUAUACCGACGUAUUCGUCCUCUUUGAACUUCAGAGAUUUGGGAUCAACCAAAGCUAAUACUAAUUUGCCUGAUCAUGAUGAUGAUAUUCAUGUGUCAUGCAUAACCACACCUGAUCAGAAAGGGCAGCAAAAAAGAGUUGCUGGCCAGAAGAAGAGGAAGAGGAUGCAUAUUAUGAGAAAGGCAAGCAAGGGCGCUCAAAAGAAAUCCAACGUUGUCAAAGGCCAAUGGACUCCUCAGGAGGAUAGAGUGUUGAUACAAUUGGUGGGGCGUUAUGGAAUCAGAAAAUGGUCAAAAAUUGCAAAGACGCUGAGUGGUAGAGUAGGGAAGCAGUGUAGGGAGAGAUGGCACAACCAUCUGCGGCCUGAUAUUAGGAAAGAUACUUGGAGCGAAGAAGAAGACAAGAUCCUGAUCAGGGCCCACAAAGAGGUCGGCAACAAAUGGGCCGAGAUCGCUCGGAGAUUGCCUGGACGGUCGGAGAACACCAUCAAGAACCACUGGAACGCCACCAAGCGACGGCAAAACUCCAAAAAGAGGAACAAAGACCUCAACUUCAAAGGCUCUCUCUUGCAGAACUACAUCAGGAGCAUUACAACCCCAAACCAAAACGACAACAAUAUUGCUAUUAACCUCAACAACGACGCCGCCAAAAACGACGACGACGACGGCGUUGACAAUAAUACGACGUCGGUUGAUGAUCAUGAGCCCCAAAUGCAGCAGCUUCUGGCGGAGAACUCGGACGUGACUUGCGUCGAUAACUGGGUCGUUAAUCUGGCGACUAAUCUGGUUUACAGUACUAAUAAUGGUGCUAAUAAUAUUAAUAACAAUGUUAAUAAUAUCAAAUUUGUGGAUGUGGAAAACAACAAGAGUUUGUACUCCGAGAGCUACGGGUUCAGGUCGUUUUUGGACGAGAUGGCGUACGGAACGGCGAUGGAGAACGAGAGCAAUGUGGAUUUCCAGAUGAGGACUGAGAUUGAGAGCCUCAUGAAGGGACCUGGAGAAGUCAAGAAGGAGAUGGAUUUGAUGGAGAUGAUUUGCCAGGGAAAGCUUUGA
Messenger RNA from Morus notabilis, 1500 nucleotides. RefSeq names its product transcription factor MYB115. The record is from RefSeq and is a predicted model, not a curated record. The transcript has 3 exons. Gene Ontology annotation, cellular component: nucleus. Gene Ontology annotation, biological process: regulation of DNA-templated transcription. NCBI's taxonomy places the organism in Eukaryota, Viridiplantae, Streptophyta, Magnoliopsida, Rosales, Moraceae. Gene Ontology annotation, molecular function: RNA polymerase II cis-regulatory region sequence-specific DNA binding; DNA-binding transcription factor activity, RNA polymerase II-specific. The coding region runs from base 1 to 1500 and encodes 499 amino acids.